GGGUGGCUGCGGUGCUGCAAAUACCGCACGCCUACCGGUAGUUGGCGUGGCGGUUUCGGUAAUCAUUGCGUUGCCUGCGAGCAACUGCUUUCCUUCACUGAGAGAAACGGGUGCGUUUGCGGUGGUCCUUUGGCAGCCAUCGAGUGUCAGCUUGGUGCUUGGUGAUUGAAGUGGGGAUAUGGCAGAUCCAAACCAACAAGAAGAAGCUGCGGCCAACAUGUCGGCGGGGGGGGCACCUGUUCCGGCAUCCGUGGAGUCUGCGCCACCACCGCCUGAGGUCCCCGAGCUCGCGUACUGGUGUUAUCAGUGCCGACGGGAGGUGAACGUGGCAGCCAAUGGCGAAGUGGUCUGCCCCACCUGCGGCAGCGGGUUUCUCGAGGACAUGACAACUGCAGAUAUGGGCGGUGCUUUGCCUGGUCAGCGGGCCCUGCUGCAAGGACAGCAAACUAGACACCUUCGAUGGGGUCUUGCUGGCCUGCCUCCCACUCGCCUCAUCCGCAUUCUGCAGCUACUGAGUGCGGAUAAUGCAGCUGCUGCAGCUGCUGCUGAUGCGAUGGAGACAGGCCCAGGCACUGGCGGCGAAGCCAGUCGUCGAGAAGCAGGGUCCACUCCUAGCGAGGGGACUCCGAUUUCAGAAGCUUCUCCGUCUGAAGGAGGUGCAGGUGCCCAGCGUCGCGAGCGCACGGGUCUGUCGGCGGACAGGAGCGAGGCAGAAGUCGGGACUGAAUCAAGCGAUCGACCUCGCAGGCGACUAGGGGAGAGGACGGAGGGUAGGCUUAGGUGGCUAACUGUUGAAAGAGCAGGGUCUCGGCCAGCUGCUGUGCCAGGCUCAACGGAGGGACGCAGUGCAGAUGACAACGCCGCUGCGGAACCUAUGGAAGACGUAACUGGCCCAGAGGGCCGGGUUGCUAGGAUCCGAAACAGUGAUGACGAGUAUGAGGAGAUCAACGAUGCGGAGAUGGAGGACGCGGAGAAUGGUGAGGCCAGCAGAGUCGAUCGGUUGAGUGGCGAUAAUUUCUUCGUUUUGAUGCAGAACCUCAUUGGGAGGAACUACCAGCUGCAGGUCAUCUUUCCUGCUGCCGACAUCGUGGGUAAUCCUGGCGAUUACCUGGAUUCCCGGGGCUUUGAGCAGUGGCUUAACCAAAUUGCAGAAAAUGACAGCGCCAGGAAGGGGGCGCCUCCCGCGGCGAAGGAUGUUGUUGAUGCCCUCCCCACCAUACUCAUCGAUGGAGGCGAGAGCUCUCGCCACACUCCUGUUCAGUGUGCUGUGUGCAAGGAGAGGUUGGAGGUUGGCUCGGAAGCCAAGCAGCUGCCAUGCAUGCAUCUGUAUCACUCAGCCUGCAUAUUUCCUUGGCUGGCAUUGAGGAAUACCUGUCCAGUCUGCAGACUCGAACUGCGAACGGAUGACAUGGAUUACGAGGAGCGAAGGCGGUGGCGAAGAGAUCGAGGCGAUGGUGACGGGGAAGAGGGAAGUGACAGGGGUGGGGGUGAAGAUGGGCCUGCACAUGCGUCGGGAGGACAGCGCAGUGCAAACUCGGGACGCGAAAGUGGAGAAAGUGGGGGUGAUGAUGGACCGCGUGGGGGUGCUGGUGGGAGCAGUGGGAGAAGCAGGCAGGAGAGCGGUGGGAGAGUAGAGGAAGCAGAGGCAGGAUGCACAACUGCAAUGCCUGCGGCACAGCAGUGCGGAGGCGGCGAAUCUUCUCCAACGAUGCCACUUGUGGUGGCUGGUUCGGACAGAACGCGGGAGCUUGGUAAAGUCGAUCGGUUUCUCCCGAACAGAAGGAAGAGGAAUGCGUCUCGUCGGCCUGAGGGAGGCCACGAAUGAGAGUAGAGUCGUUAUCGCAAUGCUCCUGCAUGUCCCGCAGGAAGAAAUGCGGCUCUGCCGACCAACCUGUGACUGUAGUUGGGUAUUCGCUCAUGCCGAUGCCGAUUACCAGAGUGAGGAAUUGACGAACUCUCUGCUCUCGGCGGCAUGAUAUCUAUUGCGUACUCGACUCCAUUCAUUGCCCGACGAUGCGCAAUCUAUGCUUUGGUGUGUUAUUCGAAUGAGUCGACGAUGAAACAAGUGGGGCAGCAUCAACAUGAACAGGUGAUAUGAAAUCCUUCUCAGCAGAAGGUUGGUCAGGGAAUGAGCUUCAUCGAGGAAGUGAGAGCACAGAAGGUAUUUGUGCUAGUCGUACAGACCGCAAUCUUAUAUGGAAAUAACGGCACGAUUUGCGCUUUGGAAGGACGACCGAGGAACGUGUGCUGGAAGGAGAGAUGGGAAAGAGGUGUCACAUAGAGAGACAACAGGAGUGCUUGAGAACCUUUUUUUUUUUUUUAAUUACAAGCAUUAUGGUAUUACCGAAAGGAGAUACGAGGACCAUGCUGCUUGCUGAAGGACACAUGAGAGAGAGAGGAGCGGACGGACGGACGCACAAGCGAAAUAAACCGGUGAACGAGUCCCGAUGGAAAAAGUUGACGAGCAGUGCGCUUCGGUAGUUCUGGGUAUUGUGCUAAUGAAGGAGGACAGAUAUGGAAAAAGGUGCGAUUACAGGACGGGAGAGGAAAGUGAUCUGGAGGGAUGGACAAGGCUGCACUAUGCCGGCGCGCAUACGGCGCCAGGAUGUCCCUCCUGGGAGGGGAUGGGUGGGGAGGGGAGGAGGAAGGAGGAGGAGUGUGCUAUGGAAGGACUGUGUGGAUCGCCAGGAGGAAGGACAAUAAGAAUCGCCAGGACGAAGGCUGAAAGUGCUCAUGGUGUGACGGAGGAGGAGGAUCGCGCUGCUUGCAAGAUGGAAGAGGGAGCGGAUAUAUGAUGACAGGUUGACCAGAUUCGACCGCAGGACGGUGUGAAUCGCUAGGACGACGGCGGAAAGCACCAUGGUGUGACAGAGGAGGAGGAGGAGGAGGAUCGUGCUGCUUGCAAGAUGGAGGAGGUAAGGGGAUAUAUGAUGACAAAUGGAUCAGAUUCGAUCGCGGGACGUCAGGAAGGAGGAGGAAUGUGGUGUUGUAUGACAGUGUAAGAUGGGAGUGUGAAGGCACAAAGUACUGUGCUAUGUGCUAUAAGAACGAAGAGAGCCAUGCUAUACUAAUGUGGCUCUAAGGACGGACGAAGAGUGCGCAGUGGUAGCAUCAGUAAUACAGUAUGCAUUGCACUGAAGAAGAAGAUGGAACGAGGGUUGCACUAUGAUGUCACGGUGGAUGAGCAACUUUUUUUUCUGUGGUGGAGGUGGUGGAGCUGAUGCAUGAGUGGAAAGGCAGUUUGCAAGUUUUUGAAGGAAAGGGAAAAACACGUAAAGAGAGGUCCAUGCUGUCUUCUUGAGCUUUGCUGAGGAUUGGCACUGCUCUGUAGCAAGGGAACUGUAAUAUCUGACAAUGACUGUCUGAUUUUUCUUUUUGACGAAUUUAGUGCUGCACUCCGGCAUUC
Chara braunii is the source of this 3406-nucleotide messenger RNA. The record is from the annotation of a GenBank genome assembly. NCBI's taxonomy places the organism in Eukaryota, Viridiplantae, Streptophyta, Charophyceae, Charales, Characeae.